AUGGAGCCAGAGCAGCAGGAACUCAAACCUGCUCUGGACUCCAGAUCCUCUGCUCUGAGGUGCCAUCUCCUGGUGGUCGUCCUCUGGCCCCCCCUCUGGGCCCUGCCCCCCCCUGGGUGUGUGUUUUCUGCUCCUCUGGAGUCUGACUGCCCCCCCCCCCUGCAGGUGUGGACCGGGCUGCGGUUCCUGGCGGGGGAGUGGCUGUGGGUGGGGGGGGCCGAGCUGCUGUACGGCGGCCUGCCCGCCUGCCCCCCCCCGGGGCAGCACUGCGGGGUCCUGCUGAAGGACUCCGGGGGCCUGGAGCCCCGGGACUGUUCAGAGAGGAAGAACUUCCUGUGCUACAAGAGAUAG
Menidia menidia (Atlantic silverside) is the source of this 351-nucleotide messenger RNA. The record is from the annotation of a GenBank genome assembly. NCBI's taxonomy places the organism in Eukaryota, Metazoa, Chordata, Actinopteri, Atheriniformes, Atherinopsidae.